Leishmania braziliensis MHOM/BR/75/M2904 is the source of this 1245-nucleotide messenger RNA. RefSeq lists its product as hypothetical. The record is from RefSeq and is a predicted model, not a curated record. The coding region runs from base 1 to 1245 and encodes 414 amino acids. The transcript has a single exon. Lineage: Eukaryota; Euglenozoa; Kinetoplastea; Trypanosomatida; Trypanosomatidae.
AUGACUCAAGGGGCUCCAGCAGACUUCAGUCUGCUUCGCUACAGCGCCGGCGACGUUCUCCACUUUGUCUUUGCGAAUGGUGUCCGUCGUCGAGUGAGCGCCGAGGGUGCACCUCCGCUACCAGGACUCUCCAUGGUCGUGGAACUGCAGGAAAAGAAGGUCGUCCAUGACAAGCUGCACAAGUGUGGCACCAUAGACGACCCCCUUUAUCUCGAGGAUCUCUCGCACAUCGGCACACAUGAGCAGUGGUGUGCGCACGCCCAAGCUGCGUGUGCGCUUGCUAAGAACGCCGUGGCACGGUGUUUGCAGCGCCGCUUGGAGGUGCGAGCACGCCGCUACGGCGAGGCAGUGGUGCAUCUGGCGCAAGCUUCCCCCUCACUCAUGGACAGUGAACAAAUGGCCUCAGCGACCGCUGCCGACAGCCUAUCGAUGGCCACAGCUCACUCCUCGUCCUCUCACACGUCGUCGCGGCAGGAGCAUCCCCGAUCCUCAGUCAAUGCGGAGAGGUCCACCGAAGAGGAAGUUAGCUUUCCUACGUCGAACGAGGCAAGCGAGGUAGAGGAGGAGGAAGAGGAUCUCGAGACCCACCUCUUGCAGCAUCCUACCCUCGAUGGUGACAUGGCUGCUGCAUGGCUGCGGCGCCGCUACCUGCGCUGCUGUGACGUUAUUAGCAUCGGCCCCAGUGUUGCGGUGCGUGACCGACUCUCGCAGUGCGUGCGAGUCACGCUAAGCGGCACUCUAGGGUCCUCUGCAGCACGAAGGACGGGAUCACCGCUUUCGCGCGUUCCUGACGCCCCCGCGACUCUUCUCUCCACACCUGGCGGGCAGAGCUGGAUGUCCUUUCCCGGGAUAAUGCUGCUGCUGCGCAAACUGUGCACCGUUCCGUACGAGGUGAACGCGGACUUCACCGGGUGCACUGAGGUUGGACAACAUCCUCGUCAUUUCAUUGCGCUGCUUGGCGUUCUUGAAGGAUGCCGCAAUAUCGUUGUCUCUCUCAAUUUUGCCAAGACGUGCCUCAGCGAUGACGAGGUGCGGGUGUUAUGUCUAUUCUGCCACGCCUACUUGCGCCGUCUGCAGAUACUGGACUUGAGUGGCAACAAGAGAAUCACAGACAAGGUGGCUGUAUGCCUCAAGCAACUUGCAGCCUCGUCACCGCUGCUGUGCCGACUGGUUGUGCGAGGAACGUCGCUGAGCCGUGCCAAUGUCCGAACAGUGGGGGGGAUUCUCUCUCGCAAAGCACUGUGA